AUGGCCUCCCCGUUCCCAAAUACUUACCACCUCCGUCGCGUAGCCGACACCUCAGCCAAAUCAUGCUACAUCUGCUACAAACCCUCUACUUCGGUCCUAAUUACUCCUGACAACAAGGAUUUUUUCUACAUCUGCCCCUCCCACCUGACCGACCGAAACUUUUGCUCCCCUAUCAUUGAUGCCGCAGAGGCUGAAGCGAAAGCAAAACGUGAUGCUAUGGCCAGGGAGAUUGAGAAGGUGAAGAAGGAGUACGAAGAGAGACAGGCGAGGAAAGCCAAGAAGAACGGGGACAAGGAGAAGGAGAAGGAGAAGGAGAAGGAGAAGGAGAAGGAGAAGGAUAAAGAGAAGGACAAGAGCUCUAAAGAUAAGGAUGGCGAGGACAAGGACGAUCAGGCCGCAGAGAAGGAACGCGACAAUAAGAUUGAUGCGCUCAAGAAGUCCGCGAAUACGACAGGCUCGACAAUGGGGAGCACGGAUGAUUCACCGCGGGUCUUCGCGCUGCAUAAGUACGACUUUCUCUGGAACUUCUAUCAGAUGCGCAUUGACAGGGUGCGCAAUGCGGAAGUCGCAAGGCGCAACCGGCAACGACUGCAGGAUCCCUCGUUCUUCCCAUCUGUCCCGUCCGGUGGUCUCUGA
This is a messenger RNA of Aspergillus saccharolyticus JOP 1030-1, 636 nucleotides long. RefSeq names its product AAA-ATPase Vps4-associated 1 family protein. Gene Ontology annotation, cellular component: endosome. The record is from RefSeq and is a predicted model, not a curated record. Gene Ontology annotation, biological process: vacuolar transport. NCBI's taxonomy places the organism in Eukaryota, Fungi, Ascomycota, Eurotiomycetes, Eurotiales, Aspergillaceae. The transcript has 4 exons. Bases 1 to 636 code for a protein of 211 amino acids.